AGUACAUAUAAAAAUCAUUGAUAAUCUUAUUAGCAAAUUUUGUCAAUUUCAUUUUACUUUGAUAUAAUUAAUUAAUAUGAAUUAUUUAUUUUGUUUUUCUGUUUUUUUUAUUUCUUAUUUUUUCUUAUCCUUUCCUUUGAAUUUUUGCAUUCAUUAUUCAAAUAAUCGUUCUUAUUCUUCUUUUAUUUUAUAUUUUUUUUUUUUUAUUUCGCAUUUUUAUAAACAGUUUAUAAUUUUUGCUCUUUAUCCGUAUAUACACUAUAAAAAAAGAUGUUUUAUUCGAAAGGUUUAUAUAUUUGAUGUUGAAUAAUACUUAUAUAUCACAAUUCUAUUAUAGAAAUAUUGUAUAUGUUAGCACAUAAAAAAAAUUAGCAAGAAAAUCGAAGUACACAAAUAUAUAAAUUUAGUAGAAGACAAACAGAUACACAGACAUAUAAACUGAAAUCAAGUCGUGAAAUACAUGCGGUCUUAGCGAGUCUCUUCGUAAGCUGGUCGAGCAACUCCAUCUCACGAUUGAGUCAUCCGGCACGGGAAGAGGACCACCUGGUGAGGAGAACUCACGAUGUAUCUACUUAACGAUAUAUGUAGACUGUUUCUCCUCGUGGCUCCUUCCUCCUAUCUCAUCGACUGGAUUUGACUUGCUUGGAUUCGAUCCAACUGAAUUGAAUACGAUGCGACGAUUCAAUUCAACUUGUGUUGUUAUUAUUUUUUUUCCUUCCUUUCAUAUUUCUAUUUCUUUUUUUUUUUUUUUUUGUUUACUAAAUUUUACAUUUUCUUCAUUAUUAAAUAUAUAUAUUUAUCAUUUUAUCAUUCGAAUAAUAUAAAUACAUAUUCAAAUAUUUUCUUUUUCAAUUUUGAUUUUUAGAAAAAAUUAGCUGAAAAUUAAUUUUAUUUCGUUUGUUUCGAAAAUAAAAUCUACGAUUAUUUUUGUUCAUCUUUCGCUUUUGCCAGCCAAUUUCGAUUUGAAAAAAAUUUUCAAAAUUUCGAAUAAACAUCGUAGCAUAAGAAGAAAUGUACGUGUAAGAAUAAUUUAUAUUUUGAUCAUACGAUUCAAAUGAAAAUGUUAAACGUGCGUGACGAUGAAAGAAUCGCAUUUGGUCGCGUGCAAGCAUUGAACGUGUGUACGAACGUAUAACUAGUGACUCGAGUAACAGCAUGCGACAGAGCCAUGAAGCGGUGCCGAAGAGUAUAUAGUUUUUUGCUAAGGGGGAUUUACAGAUUGCACACCUGUGCAUGGCUCAGCCGAGGAAAGACCUCACCUGUCGAGUAACCGGUCUCCAUUGACUUUUUCUUCGUUUACGUACACUCACUUCGUUCUCUGCUCUCCACUCUACUCUCCACUAUCUGCUCUUCACCCUUCUUAUUUCACCUGUCUCGCUAUUUAUUUUUUACUUUUCAAUCUUGAUAUUUAGUUUUUUAUUUUAAAAUCUUUAUUUCCUAUAUAUUUUUUCAUUUUCUAUUUUCUUCUCUAAUUCUCUAAUUAUUGUUAGAUAAUCACAAAUAUUGAUUAUAAUAUAUAUAACUUAUAUAUAUAAUAUAUAUAAACUUAUAAAAAUAUUUAUGUUAUUUUACAAAAAAGUUUACGUAUUUUAAAAAUUUGAUUUAAAAAUUAAAUCAAUAUAUAUGUAUAUAGCAUGUAUAGAGCAUACUGGUAUAUUAUAUGUAAAACAAUUUAUUCUUCGAUCAAAAAUCCUCUUAAAUUCUUAAAAUCAAUCCUAAAAUUUUUAACAUUUUUUUCAUGUUUCGUAUUCAAAUGCAAAUGAAAAUAUUUUUUUAAAUAUUUCAUUUUUUAUAUCGAAAUAACAAAGCGUAUUCUAUUUCAUAUCAUUACGAAAUUAUAUUGAAAAAACAAAAAUAAUAUCAAACUUUAAGGAUUGAUCUUGUUCCCUCGAAAUGAUAUUCUAUUAAUAAAAAAAUUAAUCUAUAUAUAAUCAUUAUAAUUAUCCAUAUAUAUAUAUAUAUUCACAAAAUUACAUAUUCACAAUGUUUUAUAUAAAAUUAGAAUUAUUUUAAUAAUAUAAUUUAUUAAAUUCACUUAAGUUAUACUUGUAUGACUAUAUAAUUAAAUUCAUAUAAAUAUAUAUAAUACUAUUUUCAAUAUUAUCUUAUAGAAUAUAUAAUAUCUUAUAAUAGAUAUUUUACAAUAUAUAUAUAUAUAAUAUGAAUAAUAUGAAAAAAUGAAAGAGUUAAUGUUUUUAAAAUAAUUUAUAUUGAUAAUGAUGUAAAGAAAAUAAAAAAAUUAUUCUGUUGAAAAUCAAUCGUCAAUGAUAUUUAAUAAUUGACGCGAGAAUCGGUAAAAUCGGAAUGACGAUCAAUGAUCGAUGAUCGUACUUGAUUUGAAAAUCCGUGAAACGAUAUUUAACGAUUGAAAUCAUGCGAUUUCAGAGGCAAAUUAUCAGACUGCAGACAAUUACCAGGUGGGGGACCGAUAUAGAGUGGAGCGGUUUGAGAGUUCCGAGAAUCGGUCGUGGCUAAAAAUAAAAUCCCACCCGGGAGCAGUGAUUAUGUUCCAAAAAAAGAGAACUGAGCGAAACGUUCUCUUCAGCGUGUACAGGUGCCGCCAAUAAGACGAAGGCAAAGGGACAAACGAGAAACUGCCGUGUGUUCGAGAAUCUCACAUUGCCCCGCAUAAGAAGAAGAACUCCCUUGUCUCACAUAUUGCUAUGCAGUACCGUGCCGUGCUGUGCCGCUCUGCGCUUCAGCUCCGCUUAAUGAAGUUGUCGGUUCAGAACGUUUACAGACUAUGCAUCGACAACAGAGGAUUCGAUCUUCGUUAUCGUCAUCUUUAUUAUCAUUACCACUCUCGAUGUCUCGAUCAUCCAUCCUACCCGCAACUACAUCAAUAUCGUCUGUGACAACAUCUACAUCAACUUCAACGUUGUCAUCACCGUUGUCAUCCUCAUCCAUCUUUUUACCAUCAUCUGCAACGUGGUCGACAUCCAAUUUAUCGUCGUAUUCUUGGAGUGUACAACAAACAUCGUAUUCGAGGUUACCCUCGUUACCAAGCGAAUUGUCAAUCAUGUCAAUACCCUGUCCAAGACUCGUCUCUGUAUUAGCUUGGUCUGUGACGCUUUUACUUGUUUCAUCGUGCAUUGGUUUAACGGACGCUGGCAUUUUAAAUGGACAUCCUUUGGGUAAAAGAUCCUUUAUUGAUAUUCAAUGUAAGGGUAUAUAUGAUAAAAGUAUCUUUGCCCGGCUGGAUCGAAUCUGCGAGGAUUGUUAUAAUCUGUUUCGAGAACCUCAAUUGCAUCAAUUAUGCAGGAAAAACUGCUUUACAUCAGACUACUUCAAAGGAUGCUUAGACGUAUUGUUAUUACAAGACGAAGUAGAAAAGAUCCAAACAUGGAUCAAGCAACUUCAUGGAGCGGAACCCGGGGUUUAGGCAAGAUUGCUUUGGUACGGAAUAUUUUGCAAGCUGUAUUCAAGCAUUGCUGCUUGAAGAUGAAAAGGAAAAACUUUACGAAAUGGUCGAGUACCUAGGUCGCAAGAAGUAAAAGGAACAGAACACAGAAGCGCUUUCAUCGUGAAGGCUUCCAUUUUUAUGACAUCUACGAUGAAUGAUUUUAAUAAGACCAACGAGAAACUAUAAGAAACAACGAGAAACGAGAAAUUAUAAGAAACAAUUUCUAUAAAAAAAUCAUUGUUACACAGAAUUGUGAAAAAUUACAAUAUUCGUUUAUGGUACUUCUUUUAUGAAGUCCGAAGGAAUACUCUUAAAUUGGGAAUUUGAGGCACGCAAUCAAAUCUUUUCCAUUCUCUUCUAUGAUAUGUCAUAUAGAACAACAAAAAUGAUAUUACCAGAAUAACUAAUAAUAUACACAUACAUUCAUCCGAAAAAAAAAGAAGUAGAAAAAGAGAAAAAGAGAGAGCAACAAAAAAUAUAAAAGAGGAAGAAGGAGGGAGAUAUCUCUCUCUCUCUCUCUCUCUCUAUAUAUAUAUAUAUAUAUAUAUAUAUAUAUAUAUAUAUAUAUAUAUAUAUAUAGAGAGAGAGAGAGAGAGAGAGAGAGAAAGAAGGAAUGAACGAAAAAACGCACGCGAGCGAAAAUAAAAACGAGAGCGAAAGUGAGAGAGAGAAAUAAAAAUAUACAUAAUUGAUAUAAUAUUUAAAAAAAAUUAAAUCUUUAAAAAAAUGAAUUUUAAAAAUAAUUUAAUGCGAUUUUUUUAUUAUAAAAUAAAUAUCUCUAUUCCUAAUAUAAAAUAAUUGUAAAAAUAUAAUUAAAAACAAAUAAAUCCAAUUGAUAUGAUCGUUGAUAUCUUAUUCAUUGAAUUAUUCAUUCUUAUUAUUGUCUUAUUCAUUUCCUUUUUAUUUCUCUCUCUUUUUCUUAAUAUAUUGAGUAUUGAAAUUCAAAUGGAAACGAAGUGGUAUGAGCUAGGUUUGCGUGCUGAUGAACCCAUAUACCAAUCUAGUCGACAAAAUAUUUGCGUUCUUGCGAUAUUUGCGUUUUACUCAAUUAUUCAUAAAUAAUUUACGUUGAAUAUCGUCAUCUAUUAUUAUAACAAUUAUUAUUUUUUAUUUUCUUUUAUAUUGAUAUUUUAAUUCUUAAAAAAUUAUAAUUAUAUAUGUUACUUAUUGCACCGUAUCAUUGCAAUAGUUAAAUUAGAUAAAUAAUUUCUUUAUAUGAGAAUUUCAAUUAAAAUUCAAUUAAAAUUCUUGAUUUUAUUUUAUAUACUAUUUUUAUACACAGAAAAAGAAAAUAAUUUGGUUACAGAUUUCAAAAUUCAAAUAGAUUUCAAUUGAUUAUCAAAAUUUUUACAUGAUUGAAAUGUAACAUAAUUUAACACAAUUAUGAAAGAUUAUAGAUCAAAUUAUCAUCAUCAUCAUCAUCAUCAUCAUUAUCAUCAUUAUCAUCAUCAUCACUAUUAUUAUUACUAUUACUAUUACUAUUAUUAUUAUUAUUACUAUUAUUAUUGUUAUUAUUAUUAUUAUUAUCACCAUCAUUAUCAUUAUCAUUGUUGUUGUUAUUAUUUUUAUUAUUAUUAUCAUCAUCAUUAUUAUUACUGUUAUUAUUAUUACUAUUGCUAUUACUAUUACUAUUACUAUUAUUAUUACCAUUACUAUUAUUAUUAUCAUCAUCAUUAUCACCAUCACGAUUAUCAUCAUGAUCAUCAUCAGUAUCAUAAUUAUCAUUAUUGUCAUAUCGUCAUCAUUAUCAUCAUUAUUAUCAUUAUUAUUAUUGUUGUUGUUAUUAUUGUUAUUGUUAUCAUCAUCAUCAUCGUCAUCAUCAAUUUCAUUAUUGUCAUCAUCAUCAUCAUCAUCAUCAUCAUCAUUAUCAUCGUAAUUAUUAUUAUUAUCAUUAUUAGUGUUACUAUAAUUAGUAUUACCAUGCCAAUAUAAUUUACAGUAUUUCUACUAUUAUAUACUGUUGCUAUAUUAAUACUACUGUUGCUACUGCUAUUCCUGCUAUUGAAUCAUCAAUAAUACUACCUCCAAUAAUUCUACUAUCGCUGUUAUUACUAUCCUUGCUAAUUGCAAAUAAAAUUACAUAUGUUGUGCCAUCAUAACUAUUCUUUUUUACAUUAUUUUCUAUAUUAUUACUAUCAUUACUACUAAUAUCAUAUAAUACUAUUGUCAUUAUUGUCAUUAUUAUAACAACAAAAACAAUAAAACUAUGCAACAAUUAUUAUUAUAAAGAUUGUUACUAUUUUUCUCAAUAAUGAUUAUUGUUGCUAUUGCUAUUGCUAUAUUUAUUACUAUUACUAUUACUACAACUAUUAUUACACUUACUAUUAUUAUUAUUAUUACUAAUAUUAUUAUUCCUAUUAACUUAUUGUUAUUGCUACAAUUAUUAUAUUUCUAUUGAUAUUUUUUAAUAUAGAUAUUAUAUUAGAUUAUUUUACAUUAUAUUGUAUUGUUAUUAUAGCAUACUUAUUGUUAUUUAAUUAUUAUAUUAUAAUAUAUUGCUAUGAUAGUAUCACAAUUUCAAUUUUUCUUUCGAUAAUUGGUUCGAAGAAAGAGAAUUGAUGAAUAUAAUUAGUUAAGGAAAUUAUGUGAAUACUUGAUCAUUCAUGAAUCGAAUGAUGAACGGAAUCAUGCAUAUGGUAAACAUAUAAUAUUUAUUUAUUUGUUCACUUUUUUAUAGUUUGACGAAAGCGAUUGUAAAGCGGUCAUAAAACUUAUGCAACAAUGUUCUUCGAAAUCUAUAAGAAAAGCUAUUAUCGAAAUUUAUAAGUUUACAGUUCGAUAGAUGAUCUCUGACUAUCAAGCAAAAGUUGUAAAUGGACAUAUAGAAAUUCCAUUAACAUUAUUGAAUAUUAUUUAUCUUCUUAAUGCUCAUUCCUGAGCGUUGAGAAUUACGAACCAUUCCAAAAUCAGUAUUGAAAUCAUUCCGAUGCCGUUUCAAAAUGUCCAUUACCGACAUGUAUUCGUUUCUACCUCGUAAUAACUAUUUUUUAAAAUCACUUACAUAUAUUGUACAUACAUUUAACAUCUGACAAAAUUGAUAUUCAAUGAAAGAAAAAGAAGAAAGUAGAAAAAGGAUUCUGAUUAUAUAUAUAUAUAUAUAAAACAAAUAUAAAACAAUAAUAUAUAUAUUAUUGUUUUAUAUUUGUUGUGUGUAUAUGUGUUGUGUUGUCGCCGUCGUCGUCGUCAUCGCGUAUGUGUGUGUGUGUGUGUGUGUGUGUGUAUCAAUUCUUUAUUUUACAAUAUAUAUUUCACAUAUAUCUAUUAAAGUGACUCUAUUUGACCAAAUGCGUAGGUAGAAACGAAAAAAAAUUGGUUUAAUAUGCAUAUAUUAUUCGAUUUCAUUAAAUUCUUGUAUGCUCUCUCUCUUUCUCUUUUUUCUUUUUUUCUUUAACUUUCUUAUAUCGCUUAUUUGUUACAUCAAUGAUAAUUCAAAAAUUACAAUUUUUAUGAAUUUUAAAAAAUUUUUAAUUUUUAUAAAAAUAUAAGAUUAUCAUAUUAAAAAAUUAGUUGUAAAUUUCAAACUUGAAAAUUUAUUAUAAAGAUUAAAAUUUACGAAUAAAAAUUAUAAGCGAUAAAGAGUUUUUUUAUAUUAAUAUUUUAAAAACUACAAUAAUUAAAAAAAUACAAAAUAAAUUUUGUAUUAUAUCACUAUUGUAAUGAAUAAGCGAUAUAUAUAUUACAUUUUAUAUAAUAUAUAUAAUAUAUAAUGUAUAAUAUAUAUAGUAUAUGUACAUGUACAUAUAUAUAUGUACAUUAUACACGCACUUCACAUUCAUAUGCAUAUAAUAUACAUAUAAAGAUAUAUAUAUGCAUAAAAAACUGCAACACAUAUUCUAUGUAUCCUAAGUGAUGUGUGUGUCUAUACAUAUAUAACGUGUGCGUAUAUGCAAACAAUUAACAUGAAUAUUUAAAUCUAUUUUUAUUUGGCGCGAAUAAAAAUGAUUCAAAAAUGAA
Molecule: messenger RNA, 7357 nt
Organism: Apis cerana (Asiatic honeybee)
Lineage: Eukaryota; Metazoa; Arthropoda; Insecta; Hymenoptera; Apidae
Gene: ITP
Product: ion transport peptide
Biological process (GO): circadian rhythm
Cellular component (GO): extracellular region
Molecular function (GO): neuropeptide hormone activity
Source: RefSeq, a predicted model, not a curated record